CAGAAGCCGGGAAGGACGCCGUUGCUGGUGGCCCGGUUCUGGAGCAGGAGGGCCGGCUACCAUUGGGGAGGAAAGAUCAGCCAGACUGAGAAAAUCUUUGGCUGCACCUGGAACUUUCCUGCCAGUGACAAAAAUAUCUACUGUGAUGGCUUUUACUGAAGAUUUUAUUGGACUGUGGAUGCACAGAGACUAAAGGCAUUUGGGUUAUCCACCAUUCCCCAGCACACAGAGAAUUGUGUCCCAGCCUCCAUUUUGUCACAGUCAGUAAGUCAUGACGGGGAAAAUGGCUUCCAGCCUGACUUGUACAGGGGUUAUAUGGACAUUUUUUUCUUUCCUCUGCGCCGGGGUCUCCUGCGUGGGCUUCUUCAUGCCGUACUGGCUGUUGGGAUCUCAGCUGGAGAAAUCAGUGUCCUUUGGCACCUUCCGGAGAUGUUCCUACCCAGUACGAGAUGAGAUCCGCCAGAUCACAGUGAUGGUGGAGCAGUGUGGACGCUAUGCAUCCUUCCAGGCCAUCCCAAGUGUGGAAUGGAGGAUCUGCACGGUGGUGACGGGGCUAGGCUGUGGCCUUCUCCUUCUGGUGGCCCUGACUGCCCUGAUGGGGUGCUGCGUGUCCGAGCUGAUCUCCAGGACUGUAGGCAGAGUGGCUGGAGGCAUCCAGUUCCUGGGAGGCUUGUUAAUUGGUUCUGGAUGUGCUCUGUAUCCUUUGGGCUGGGACAGUGAAGAAGUCCAGCAGACCUGUGGCAACAUUUCCAACCAGUUUGAACUGGGUACCUGUGAAAUUGGAUGGGCUUAUUACUGUACUGGUGGAGGAGCUGCUGCAGCCAUGCUGAUCUGCACUUGGCUGGCCUGUUUCUCUGGCAAGAAACAAAAACAAUAUCCUUACUGAGGCCAGAAGGAGGCAGAACAAAAGGAAAAUCGGUUUAGAGAGGGAGAAAGAGAAGGGAAAAAUUAAAAAAAGAAAAGGAGUAUGCAAACUUUUGUUGGAAGGAGAGUGCAUUAGCUCUUCACUGUAGCCAGGUCAAUACAAACGAGAGUCAAUAAUAUUGGAAUGGAUGUGUGACACUGUGAAUUGUGAGGUAUUCUCUGUAUCUCUGGGGUAUUAAACUACAUGGGACUUUGGCUCCCGAUACAUUAUUUGUAGCCUAUUCUGGUAUAGUAGAACUACAGGAAGCCUCCUCCAUCUCAGGGGGAAACACUAUGGAGUUUUUAGCAGAAAGGGUUAAAAAACAUACAUGGGGGGGACAAGGGUUUAGCUUUAUAAAGAAUUCUUCCACAUAUUAGCAAAUCUGAGGUAAAGAGGGCAUUUCUUAGCAGUUUUGCUGCUCACUUAGAUGUGAGUAUGCAGUGGGUUUCCAGAAGUGGUCACUUCAACACAGCUGGAGCAGCUGCUACUUGACUUUGUGUGUGUGUUUGUGUGCGUGUGUGUGUAUGCGUGUGUGUGGAGAGUACCGAUUUUCAGGCCUUAAAAGUUUUUGCCUUGAAACUCAAAGAGUUCAGAGGCUUCCCCAACCUGAUGUGUUGGGCUCCCAUUUGAUGUUCAGAUUUGGAAUUAAACUUAGUAUGAAAAGAGACUCUUUCUGAAUGAGACUCCUGAAAGCACAUCUGCCUACCUUUGCACAGACACUUUGCCUUCAUACACACAUAACAAAUGGAAGCCUCGCGUAUUAAUUUUACGAAAAAAAGAGAAGCCUUCAGUUUGUCCAGUCCGUCUUCUGUGUGCCACAGAGCAGCUGGAAUAGAGUUUACAGUGGAAGGCGCUGUUACUCAGGCAUAUGGCAAGAGCUGACAUAACCUUUUCACCUUCAUCUAAAAAAGCACAGGCAACCACAUCAAAUCCUCGCUCUCUUUGUAGAAAUAUAUAGCAACUCACCCUUCUCCUUCCUCAUACAUGCAGCCAUGCCACAUAUUCCAAAUAUGCAUAGCACAAGGGUAUUCUCUCUCUCUCUCUCUCUCUCUCUCUCUUUGAUAUGAAGAGCCAUCUAUUGACAGGUAAUUGGAAGUGGCAAAACAUGGAAGGUGAGGAAAAAGUUCCCACCCACCCCCAUAAUAUUCCUAAGUGAAGCACAUUUUCAUGUCAAGAAAGGGUUGUUAUUAAGCUAUGUUUACAGACCUUGAAAUUUAAGGCAUAAUGGUGACCUGGCCUAAGUCUUCCUGCAUUGUUUCAUGCACAACACCCGCUUUCUUCCAUCAUGUUAAUAUACCCAUGUAGCCCUUUUCUCAACCAGUGCAUGCACACGUCUCCACCUUCAUUUUGGAUGGGGGAAAAAAUCACUUUCAAAUCUCAUUUUUUUUACAAGCGUCUCUUCUCCGUUGAUACGAGCUGUCCCUUUUCUCUGCUCGCUCCACAGAGAAGGAACCAAGCGACACCGAGGCCCUCCUUUCCCCUUCCUUUUCUUCACAGGGUGGCUUCAAAGGGUGGAAGGGGCCGAAAGUCACUUCCCCAGGCGCCAUGCGCUGCUCUUGCGUGAGGGGGAAAUGUGCGUUGCUGCUUCUGCAAGGCCUACUUUCUCCUGAGGAUGGAGCUCAGGCAUUUGUCACUUUCAUACACCACCAAGAGGUAGCAACAAAGGACGUGUCAUUCCUCUUUACUCGGUCUGUCAGUUUGUUUGAGACCACUACGCGCUUGUUUAUUCCAUCGCUGCUUCGGGUGUUAGCCACUUACACAAAAGUACUGUGGAAAAGAGCAGUUGCAUUGAAUCGUUUAUGCACUUCAUAGCUUCCCCCCCCCACUAAUUAUUUUAUUUGAAUUUCAGUAUUAUACCGCAACCUAAUGGACUAAUGGGCCAUUUUUUUUCAGUAUUUUAUAUAAUCCAUGUACACAUUUUCUCAAGUUUUAUUAACGGCCCUUUCAGGCCUAUAUAAAUGUUAUUAACCUCAACAUUUUCAAGAUUGAUACAAAAAUGCAAUAUUUUAUUCAGCGUAUGUAGCCUUUUAGAUAGAGCGUUCCCACAAAGGGCAAUGAGAGGACAAGUUUGUCCAGUGAGAAUUGUGUGAGUGAUGCAAUAGGGUAAUACUACUUAUGCAAGAGCAAUGACAGACAUCUUCCAAGUUUUGAAACUAAUACUGUUAGUUAAUUAUUGUUGUAUUGUGCUGUAUUGUUUAUUUUACUAUUCUUCUUUGUAAUGUAAUAUAAAAUGUACUAUUUUGUUUGUAUUUUAGAAUCAGUGUAAAUAAAUGUCUUAGCUAAGUAA
Molecule: messenger RNA, 3191 nt
Organism: Pogona vitticeps (central bearded dragon)
Lineage: Eukaryota; Metazoa; Chordata; Lepidosauria; Squamata; Agamidae
Gene: LHFPL6
Product: LHFPL tetraspan subfamily member 6
Cellular component (GO): membrane
Source: RefSeq, a predicted model, not a curated record